UUACAAAUAUGCUUGAGACACAUGGUCACAAUUUACAAAGCUUUUUACAAGAGUUUUAGCACACAAUGUAGCUUUAAUGAUAAAUAGUUAAAAUUUUAGGUGUUUGAGUCACUUACUUGUUCAAAUUCGUCGGAAAACAUUCUGAAUUUGCUCAUUAUAUGCUAACGCCACUAUUAUAACGAACAAAUGGUCUUGCACCUAACCUAAAACCAGUUGACGUUUCUCAAAUGUCAAAGUACAGAUUUCUACUUUGACAAGUAAAAGAAAAAUCCAUUUUUUUCUCAUUUUCAAACAUAUUUCCACUGAGUAAAUGAAGAAAAUGCUUUAAAAUAAGACGAUCAAUAAAUGUUAUGUUAAUUCAAAUGUAAAUUUACUGUGCCGGUGAUUUAACCUAAUCUCCCAGUUACUCAUUUAAGCAAACCUUGAACUGUGAUAGUAAUUUCCCAAAUAAUAGACAAUGAUCAGUAGUAAAUCUCAGUGAGUGAUUAGUGUUUGUAACUUAUAAAUAUAUAUAUUAAGUUGUAAAAAAUGUUUGCCCAAGGAUUUAAUGUUUUACGUAGCUUCCUUAGUUCAGAAACUCCCCCAACCAAAGUUUUUGAAGCCAGAUCAGACACUUUUUCGGAUCGAGCGAUUCAUUUACGUGAAGAUGGAUUGGUUCUGUAUCUCCCAGCAAAUAAUGUUGACAAGAAAAAAGCGGCUACUUACGAAAUAGUCCUCCAUCGCCCAUACACUGAAAGCUUACACCAAACAUACAGUUUAUACCGCACGCCAAUUCUUGAUGAAGCUGAAGUGAAAUUUUGUGUCCUGAAGGAUAAAUUACCUGUCUUUGUUGAGGUUUCAAAAGAGAUGCACAAUGCACAAGGUUUACAAAAGAUUUGUGAUGUCCUUGCUGAACACCCCUCCUGGAAUUUGGCACAUCUGGCUGCUCAUUUUAGUCUCUAUGAUUCUUUUAAAGAUCCUAGGAUUAAUAAUUAUUUGAAUAGUACUGAUGAUGAAACUGGAAUCUCUCCAUUACAAGUUGCUAUUACCACAAAGAAUUUGAAAACAGUACAAGUUUUGGUUGCUGCAAAUGCUUCUUUGGAACAUCUUGAUUAUAACUCUGAUUCAGUGUUCCACUAUGCUGCUAGCACUACCAAAGAUAUCAUUGCAGCAUUGACUCAAGGAAGCGCCCCAAACUGCUUGAACGCCCGUAACAAAAACGGUUACACACCACUCCACCUUGCAUGUCAAGCCGACAAACCCGACUGCGUCCGAGCCCUACUUCUGGCAGGAGCUGAUGUAAACAAAACCUCAGGCUUAGUAGACGACAACGUCCUACCCGGCUACGUCGGCGACUACCUCCAAAGCCAUCCCAACAGCCUCCACAAGGAAGACAUGAAGAUGGGGGGUACACCUCUACAUUGGGCCUGUUCUCGGGAAGUAAUCGAGGCUCUAGUCGACAUGAACUGCCACAUAGACUCUCUAAAUUUCGACAAAAAAACAGCUUUGCACAUCAUGAUCAUGAGAAAUCGCCUCGAAUGUGUCGUUGCACUUCUUAGUCGGCAAGCAGAUGCCAACAUUGGGGACGCAGAGGGAAACCGACCGAUCCAUCUCGCUGUCAAACAAGGAAACAUAUCGAUAAUUCAGUGUUUGAUUAUUUUCGGAGUCGAUUUGAAUAUUUUGAAUAAUGCGGGGCAUUCCCCGAGACAUAUUAUAACGAAGGAGCAAGAACCGAAAAUUUUGUAUUACUUGCACGCCGUUGGGGCACAGCGGUGUCCCCCGGGGACCCCCUAUUGCACCGAUGGGUGUGUCCACGGGGGUACAUACGACGGCAUUCCUCCUCCACCGGUGAUCGGUCCCACCAAUCGCGAUGUUUUAAACCAAAUGCUCGAUGUGGCAGCGAUGGAAACUGCCUCAAAGAAGUACAAACAUGGGAAAUUACCCAAAAAUGGGCGCCUUUUAUGCAUGGAUGGCGGCGGAAUUCGAGGUUUGGUCCUCGUGGAAAUGCUUCUAGAAAUAGAAAAUGUUCUGCAAAAACCGGUCAGUCAUUGUUUUGAUUGGAUAGCGGGGACUAGCACUGGAGGGAUUCUGGCGUUGGGGAUUGCAACUGGUAAAACAAUGAAAGAAUGUCUUUGUUUGUAUUUUCGCAUCAAGGAGCUUACGUUUGUGGGGAUAAGACCGUAUGCUAGUGAACCGUUGGAAAACGUUUUGAAGGAAACCUUCGGAGCGGAAACUGUGAUGGCGAAUAUUACGCAUCCGAGAGUUAUGGUUACGGGGGUUCUGGCCGAUAGGAAACCGGUCGAGUUGCACUUGUUUAGGAAUUAUCAAAGUCCAAGUGAUAUUUUGCAAGUUGAGCAUAAUUCGCCGUAUGAGUUGCCGCCACCGCCCGAAGAGCAGUAUGUGUGGCAAGUUGGGAGGGCUACGGGGGCUGCUCCGACAUAUUUCAGAGCAUUUGGGUACUUUCUGGACGGAGGUUUGAUUGCAAACAACCCCACACUGGACGCCCUGUCUGAAAUUCACGAGCACCAUUUAGCUUUAAAAGCAGUUGGUCGUGAAGAGGAAGCCGCCCCGGUCUCCGUGGUAGUCAGUUUAGGCACAGGGGUAAUCCCCGUAACCCCCGUCAAGGAUAUCGAUGUGUUUCUUCCUGGCAGUAUUUUCGACGGGGUGAAACUUUAUACGGGUAUUUCAACUUUGGGAACACUUUUAGUCGAUCAGGCAACUGCCAGUGAUGGGAGAGUCGUGGAUAGAGCUAGGGCCUGGUGCUCUACGAUUGGAGUACCAUAUUUUCGGUUUUCUCCACAAAUGUCGGAGGAAAUCGCAAUGAAUGAAACUUCGGAUGAGAAGUUGUGCAAAAUGCUGUGGGAGACAAAGGCGUAUAUGUAUAAAAAUCUCAGUACUAUUAAGCAGAUUGCCGAUUUACUCAAUACGAGUUAAUUGUUUUAAACUAUUAUUGUAAUGUGAUAAAAGUUAAAUUUUUAGUAAAUUAUUACAUUUUUUACACAAAUUUUUUAGCACUUAAAAAUAUUUAUAAUAUUAUAAUAUUUGUAAUAGAUCUUGUUAGUGUUGAUCUAGUAUGAGUGCAGUAGUUGCAGACUUUUUCGCCCAGUUUACAAUUUAUUUAAGGUACGGUAACGUAAAAUUUUUAUGGCCGUGUUAAUAGUUUUUUUGUGUGAAAUUCAUUGGAAUGGAAACACAUUAUACGUAAAGUUUUAUUGAAUACAAAUAAAGGAAUUGUGCUGUGCAGUUGCAGACGAAAUUCAUGUGAUAUUAUACAAAGUGGGAAAAGUUUAAGUGAUUUGUUAACAGAACUGAAAAUUCGCAUUUUUUUUAAAUAUCGAUUGUUGGUGGAAAAAUAUUUAAAAAACUAUGAGAAAAUAAUUUUCCAAAUUUCUGAGAUCUCAAUAGAGGACAUGAUCCCUACUCUGACAUACUUUUCUACCUUGAAAUGUUUUUUGCUCAGUUUUAUUUUGUCAAUUCUUUUUUGGUGGAAUAAAAAUAUCAAAUUACAUUCAAACAGAUAUACGUAUUAUGAAAACUACUUAUGACAUAAAUUAUGUACAACAUUAAAAAAAUAUGCUACUUAAGUAAAUUAAUAUACAUAUGUAAUAAUAAUUUAUUUAUUAAAUCUUUUGUUUAAAUGUUGCAACACCAAAAUCUAAUUCUCUCUCGCAUCGUGGAUUAGUCAAUUCUUGUCGCUUCUCAUUGUUUAUUGUAAAAAAUUGUACCAUUUUAUUAGUUUAAAGGUAAAAUUAGUUAUAGUUACUGUUAGUUACUAUACUAUGUAGUGUAUAUUUUAGAAAAUUUAUAAAAGUUAUUUAAAAAAUUCAGUUGGACAAUCAUGGUUAUCCUAACAGUUGUGAUUUUUUCAUGGUGAUAAUACUUCUACUUUAAUAUUUUUUGAUUAACGGGCACGUUAUCAAGCUUAAUUUUUUAAAUGAAUUUUAAGAACGAGCGUAGCGAUUGGGGUAACAAUUUGGAUGAAUAACAGCGAUUAAGUUUUGUUAAGUCAAAUUAAGUAUGACGUUGUAUCGUUGAUUGUAACAUUUUUUCUUAUUUUCAAAAUAUAGUUUCCAAAACUGUUUGUAAUGAGACAUUUCAAUACAAGGUGCUUUUUUUACAAUUACUGAAAUAAAAAAAUGAGUAAGACUAAAUCCCACAAUUAUUAUUAAGUAUAAGGUAUAUCGAGCGUAGCGAUGAUGCCAACAUGGUUGACGAAACACGUGUCGGAAAAAUAUUUGAUAUGUUGGGAUUUAGUUUUACUUUUUUUUUUCUUUUUUAGAUCUAUCUCUGUCUGCUUUUCUUUUAUAAUAUAGGUAGAAUAUUAAUGUAUUAGAAAUUUUUAGAUAACACAUUUUUCGAUACAAUCAAGUUUUUUCUUGACUGUAUCGAAAAAUGUGAAAAAUUAUCAAUAGUUAUCUGAAAUUAGCUGUUUUGAAUCACUCUUAUGAUUAAUUGUUCCGUUGUUAUUAACAUUGUUGUACGUACUUUAAUAAAUUUAUUUGAAUUUUUUUUAUGUAGAUAUAAGUAUGUAAUUGAACUACAAUGUGCAUGUCCAUAUGUAGAAUACGUAUUAAUUUCUCAAACAUGACAAAUAAUUAUUCUAGUAACUCGCAUUUAGUGUAUUUUUUUAGUGUUCUUCUAUAAAAUACAAUUAUCAUAAUUAUAUAAGGAGUGUAUAAAAAUGUGUACUUCUCUUGCAAAAUCAUGUAUACUUAAACAACUUAAAAUAUUCUGUAUUCACGAGAAAAACAAAAUCGAUUUUAGAUUUUAUCAAAAUUCAUAUUGCAAAAAACUAAGAACCAUUGAAAAUCAUCUGGGCUACAUGAUAAUAAUGUAGGAAAUAAUGUAAACAAAUAGAAAUAACCCUGUGACCAACCGUAGCAAAUUAAAUUCUAAGUGUAACGUGUUAAAAUAUUUAUUAAAUGUUUCUAUGUACAACAAUAAAUAACAUGUUAGCUAA
This is a messenger RNA of Tribolium madens (black flour beetle), 4939 nucleotides long. It is a transcript of the gene iPLA2-VIA, whose product is annotated as 85/88 kDa calcium-independent phospholipase A2. Gene Ontology annotation, biological process: lipid metabolic process; positive regulation of ceramide biosynthetic process. Gene Ontology annotation, molecular function: protein binding. Gene Ontology annotation, cellular component: mitochondrion. The transcript is spliced from 7 exons. Bases 529 to 2913 code for a protein of 794 amino acids. The record is from RefSeq and is a predicted model, not a curated record. NCBI's taxonomy places the organism in Eukaryota, Metazoa, Arthropoda, Insecta, Coleoptera, Tenebrionidae.